Harpegnathos saltator (Jerdon's jumping ant) is the source of this 3119-nucleotide messenger RNA. Its product is annotated as organic cation transporter protein. The coding region runs from base 1 to 2898 and encodes 965 amino acids. The transcript has 13 exons. Gene Ontology annotation, molecular function: transmembrane transporter activity. Gene Ontology annotation, cellular component: membrane. Lineage: Eukaryota; Metazoa; Arthropoda; Insecta; Hymenoptera; Formicidae. Gene Ontology annotation, biological process: transmembrane transport. The record is from RefSeq and is a predicted model, not a curated record.
AUGUUCCGGGCGGCUAUCCUCGCGGCCGCCUGGCAUCUUGAUGAGAUGCCAGGAAGUGGGACGCCAGCUCCCAGGAAGGGGCUACGCAACUGCAGAGGCGAAGGCGGGAGCCUGGGAGCAAUUGGUGAGCUCCCUGGACGCAGACCAGUAGGGGCGCCCCUACAAGCGGACGGUCGGGAAGAUCCGUCCGUGGGCGCCUCCGCCAACGGAGUCCUUGGACCCCCAGGACCUGAAGGGCUCCUUAACACCCUCUUCCCGAGGGUGGAGGGAGCCCCUCCGCGGAUCCAUGCCCUAGAAGAUGGGGAGUGGACCGAGGACCUGGGGGUCAACCCGGAGGAGCUCGCUAGCGCCAGGAAGAGGCUGGGGGGCAGGGGCAAAGCCCUUGGCCCCGACGGCAUUCCUGGCUGCGCCUGGGCUCUCGCCCUCGGCGAUCGGAGCAUGUCCGAAGUCACAAGGGGUGUUAUGAACGGGUGCCUCAGGGACGGGGUCUUCCCCCCAGAGUGGAGGAGGGCCAAAUUGGUCCUCCUCCCGAAGACGGAGGCCGUCUACUUCCACGACGGCAGCCGCGGGGCGCCACCGGAGACCCGGGUUAUGGUGGACGGAGUCCGCGUCCACGUCGGGCCCACGAUAAAGUAUCUGGGCCUGACGUUGGACGGCCGGUGGGACUUCAGGGCCCACUUUAGGGACCUGGCCCCUCGGGUCAGGAAGGCAGGCCUGGCACUCGUCAGGCUGAUGCAGACCCAGGAGGGACCGGGUUGGCAUGCUCGCCGCCUGUACGUCGGAGUGGUACUGUCGAUCGCCCUCUAUGGGGCGCCAAUAUGGGCGCCCCAGCUGUUGGCCACCGCCCAAGGCAAAAAUCUCAUGCGCCAGGCGCUGAGGGCAGUGGCCGUGAGGGCGAUCCGAUGGUUCCGCUCCGUGGCGUACAUGGCGGCGACGACCCUGGUCGGCUCCUCCCCCGGUGGAGCUUCUUGCGUGAUGACCGGACAUGGAUGCUUCGGUCAUUACCUGCACCGGACUAGGAAAGAGCCCACCACCAGGUGCCAUCACUGCCCGGAACUGGACGAUACCGUGCACCACAUCCUGGCCGAAUGCCCUGCAUGGGACAGGGAGCGCGAUGUCCUAGCCCGGGCAUUCGAAGGAAUGAGUAAUGAAUUACUCCAGUCACAUUCCACCAAACUGUUAUUAAAAUUUUCCGUGGAUGAAGUGAUAGCCUUGAAGUAUGAGCACAAGCCUCAUUCCUAUCAAGCCACCGAGCACACCUUUUCCUAUUGUCGUAAAGAACCCAUCUUUCAUCACAAGACGUCCCUUUGGGUUGCAGCGAACGUGAACGUCAAACGAGUGUCCAACGUUAAAGACGAACAUGUCGACGCUGACGGGAACUUCGACGCUGUACAGACCGCAAUCGGCGACAUCGGCAGGUGGCAGAUCUUCGUCUGCCUGGCGAUGUCCCUGGUGAAAUUUCCGGUAUCCUGGCACCAAUUGGCGAUCGUCUUCAUAGCGCCGCCGCAGGAUUAUAAUUGCACGGUGCCCGCCACAACGGACUCCGAAGACCAGUGCGCGGUCGAUAUUAACGGCACGCUGGUCAAGUGCACGGAAUGGACGUAUGACCGAAGUAUCUUUUCCGAGACCAUCAUCUCGCAGUGGAAUUUAGUCUGUGACCGGACACACUACGCGAACAUACAGCAGUCGAUUUUCAUGUUCGGCACGCUGCUCGGUAACAUAAUCUUCGGCAGUUUGGCGGACAGGUACGGCAGGAAAAUGCCGUUGAUGGCUUCCGUGGUUCUUCAACUGCUGUCGGGGAUCGGAUGCGCCAUAGUUCCUUGGUUUCAAGUGCUCUUGCUGAUGAAGUUCCUGAGUGCCUUGGCCACUGGAGGCACGAUAGUAAUUAGUUUCGUUAAUUGUAUGGAAAUAGUAGGCACAGAGUGGCGAGCCGCCAUCAACGCCUUUUACCAAAUUCCCUACUGCCUGGGCUGUAUGGUGCUGGCGGGACUCGCGUUCUGGCUUCGACACUGGCGAUAUCUGCAGGUCGCCAUCACCCUUCCGUCUAUUGUCUGUUUAAGUUACUUGUGGUUGAUGCCCGAGUCGCCUAGGUGGUUGAUAACCAUAGGAAACCAGAGAGCGGCCUGCAAAAUCCUGCAGAAGGCGGCCAAUAUCAACAAAGUGGAGAACGUCGACAUCCCCGAAGUGGUCAGGAAAUAUUGUUUGCAGCAGAAUUUCAAGAAAUCCGCGCUGGACCACAAGCCCUCGUUUCUGGAUCUGUUUCGUACGUCGAACAUGCGCGUCAAGUCACUGUCGAUCUUCUUCAACUGGAUCGUUUGCGGAGUGGUCCUGUUCGGCAUGUCGCAAUACAUCGGUCAGGUCGGCGGCGAUAUUUUCAUCAACUUCGCAGUGUCCGGUGUCAUACAGCUCCCCGGCUACUUCGUCGGCUGGUGGGCGAUAAACAAAUUCGGUCGGCGGGUCACCCUGAUUUACAACAACCUCAUCGCCGGCGUCUCCUGUCUCCUCUUGAUCGCCAUGCUAAACGGUAGCGCGUGGGUGAGGGUGCUAUUGGCGAGUUUCAGUAUCGUCGGUACGUCGGUAUCGUUUAUGACGGUCUACCUUUUCUCCGGAGAACUGUUCCCCACAGUCGUGAGAAACAUCGGAGUCGGCGCGAGCAGCAUGUUCGCUCGGCUAGGCUCCAUCGUGGCGCCCUUCGUGGUGUCCUUGAGCAGCAUUAAAGCGUGGCUGCCGCUGGUCGUAUUCGGCCUCUUGCCGCUAAUUGGAGCCGCGCUGUGUCUGUUAUUACCCGAAACUGCCGGAUGCACCCUGCCGGAGACGCUUCAGGACGGAGAGGAGAUUGGCAAGAAAUGCAAGGUGAAGGGGAGAGACGCAGACGCCGAAGCGGAAGCGACGUUCUGAACGUUGAACGCCCGCCGCCACGACCGCUUCUUCACUUUUUAUCUCCGAGCAGUCACAAACCAUGACCGCGUGGCGCAAGUGUUAUCGUUGACGGGCUAACAUAAAGACGAGCGACGUUCAAUCUCGCAGUGGUUAUGGAGCGAUUGUAUUUAUCGUAUUAAUGGUACGAUUCUGUAACUCGUUAUUGGAGUUAACGACACUUUCGUUAACUCCAAUAACGA